Messenger RNA from Symbiodinium natans, 813 nucleotides. NCBI's taxonomy places the organism in Eukaryota, Dinophyceae, Suessiales, Symbiodiniaceae. The record is from the annotation of a GenBank genome assembly.
AUGGCCGAGAUGGAGCGGGAAUCCGACACAGGCGAGCGGGGGGCGGUCAAGCGCGUGCUUGGUCGACAACAGGAGCCGGAGAAGGCGCGCUUGAACAGCGCGGAGCGCCGUCAUGGGCUGACCUGGACCGAGCUCCACGCAUACAAGGACCGCAUGUUGUUCCCGAUCCUGCCGACCAUGAUGGGCGUGGAGGAGCUGCCCAAGGACAUCUGCCUCUGCGACAAUGUCUUCCGUAGCCUGGACCGUUGUAUCGACAAGGGCAUCGAGACCGAGAAGGCCGACACCCCGUAUGCACGGAUGCAGAUCUGCAAGCCCCACUGGAUCCGCUUCAUCAAGUGCGUGAAGCGGCGGGACGAGCUCGUGCUGCGCGGGGUCAAACGCUGGGAGCGCACAUACUACGGCUCGCUGGACGAGCCCUCGCAGAAGGAGUACAUGGAGGACAUCGACACGAAGAUGAGAUACUUCCUGUACGCCGCGUCGCACACCAAAGACGCCCAAAAGAAGAAGCGGUUGGAGAUGAACGCGCAGCACUGCGCGAUCCGCCAGUCGAACCUCCUCAAGUCCCCGGAUGAUGCGGAGGCUCGUUUCUCUUCAGAAACGCCCCGCAACUUUGCUCUCUACGCCCCUGCCCCCACGCCUCCCUCGGAGUUUCCCCUUAAGUGCCUUCCGGGAUCUCCAGCCCUACAACUGCAAAGGCCCCGGGGCGCAAUCCCUGACUUACCCAGAAGUAACCUUUGCCUCUGGGUGCAUGGAGUCACUGCGCAGGGGCCUACGGCAAUUGCGUGGGCCUUGGCGGGCUUGCGCUGGGGGUGA